AUGAUAGAACCCCAAAAUAAUAAGAAUAUUAAUAAUAAUAUUUAUAAUAAUAAUAAUAAUAAUUUUAAAAUGAAUCAAGAUGAAAAUCAAUUAAUUUUAAAUUCAAAACAAUUAUUAGAAAAAAUUAAAAUAAGUAAAAAAAAAAAUCCACAAUUAAAAUUUAUUAGAGUUUGUUGGAUUGAUAUUUCAAAUAAAAUUAGAACUAAAGCAAUUAAUAUCGAUUGGAUAUUAAAUCAUGAACCAAAAUUAAUCCAUGUUUCAAUUACAAAUGUUUGUAUGUCCUUAUUAUGUUUUGAAGAUUCAGUCACAAUAGAAGCUUUAAAAAGUGAAAAUUUUGGUGAAGCUUUUUUAAUUCCAAUAACAACAACAAAAUUAAAUAUUUUACCAUAUUGUCCAAGUCAUAUUCAAAUUUUUGGUGAAUUUUUUUAUUUAGAUAAUGAAAGUAAAAAAUUAAAACCAUGGUUAUUAUGUCCAAGAAAUUCAUUACAAAGAGCAAUUGAUAGAUUAAAAAAUAAAUUUGGUAUUUCACUAAAAGGUUCAUUUGAAGAGGAAUUUUAUUUAAUUAAAAAAGGUGAUAAUAAUAAUUCAUCGGUGGCAUCAUUAUUAAAUUCAAUUGAAAAAUUAGAUCAUGGUACAUUUGCAAAUUAUCAUUCAUUAGAUUGUUAUGGUGAUAUACUUGAAAAGAUAACAAAUGCACUUGAGGAACAAGGUUUACCAAUUGAACAAUUGUUAUCAGAGAGUGGUUCAGGUCAAUUUGAAAUUACCAUUGAUUAUACUGAUAUUAUGGAAGCAUGUGAUAGACAUAUUAUAGUACGUCAAACUAUUAAUUCCAUAGCAUCGUAUAAUGGAUACAUUGCAACAUUUAUUCCAAAACCAUUUGAUGGUUUAGUUGGGUCAGGUUGUCAUGCUCAUUUAUCACUUUGGGAUACGAAUGAUAGUAAUUUAACACCGGAUGCAAAUGGUGAAUGUGGUUUAAGUUUGGUUAAUCAAUUUUUUAUAGGUGGUUUAUUAAAACAUUCAAAAUCGUUAACUGCCCUAUUCAACACAACUCCAAAUUCAUACAAAAGAUUGAAACCAUUUUAUUGGAGUGGGUGUAACGUUUCUUGGGGAUUGGAUAAUAAGGAAUCCUUCAUUAGAAUACCCUCAAGUCCCUUCUCAGCCACUGAUGGAUGUAGUAACUUUGAAAUUAAAACAAUUGAUCAUACCUCAAAUCCUUAUUUGGCAAUGGCUGGCAUAAUUCAUGCAGGUUUUGAUGGUAUUGAAAAUUCAAUAGCUCCACCACCUCCAACUUCAUUAUUUGAUCAAUCAGUCCUAAAUAAUCAAUUAAUUCCAUCAAAUUUUGAAGAUGCUAUUCAAUCUCUUAAAGAAAAUCAUUAUCUUUGUGAAAAUAUUGGUAAUGAUAUUUCAAAUGCUUUCAUUCAUGUCAAACUUGCUGAAAAUAAAAUUUUAAAAGAAUUAUCAGAUGAUGAUCAAAUAUUAAAAUUAUUAGAAUUAUUUUAA
Messenger RNA from Dictyostelium discoideum AX4, 1500 nucleotides. It is a transcript of the gene glnA1, whose product is annotated as glutamate-ammonia ligase. Lineage: Eukaryota; Evosea; Eumycetozoa; Dictyosteliales; Dictyosteliaceae. Gene Ontology annotation, biological process: L-glutamine biosynthetic process. Gene Ontology annotation, molecular function: catalytic activity; glutamine synthetase activity. The coding region runs from base 1 to 1500 and encodes 499 amino acids. The record is from RefSeq and is a predicted model, not a curated record. The transcript has a single exon.